This is a messenger RNA of Dioscorea cayenensis subsp. rotundata (Guinea yam), 3195 nucleotides long. RefSeq lists its product as uncharacterized. Lineage: Eukaryota; Viridiplantae; Streptophyta; Magnoliopsida; Dioscoreales; Dioscoreaceae. The transcript has 5 exons. The record is from RefSeq and is a predicted model, not a curated record. Gene Ontology annotation, biological process: regulation of defense response to fungus. Bases 230 to 2785 code for a protein of 851 amino acids.
AGUGUGAAUAUGGCGGGAAAGCAGUAACCGAGGUGAAAGUGAAACAUACACACACAUUCUCUCUCUCUCUCUCUCUCUCUCUCUGUGUCUCUGCCACCCUUUAGACAUGACACGCGAGAUUUUCGGCAUUGGGAACCCCCACCACCUUCCUCUCUUUUCUAUGCAUCCUUUGAUUCCCUUUCUUUUUCUCCUCCUCUCCUUCUCUUCUCUCGAGAUUUUUCUUUCUUGAAUGGCAGAAAUGAGCGCUGGAGUGCCACUUGAGGCAAAGGUCAGGGUUGUCAAGUGUCCCAAAUGUGAGAAGCUCCUCCCUGAGCUCCCCAACUUCACUGUUUACAAGUGUGGUGGUUGUAAUGCCACUCUUCAAGCUCAAGCUAAAAAACAAAUUGAAGAAGUGGAAAUUUCACCUGAGAAAUCAGAUGGAGGAAAGUUCAAAGUAUCUGUGAAUUCAGAAAAAAAUUUUAACUUGAAGAGAGUGGGUUCAGAUGGUCUCCCAGAGACUGAUUGUGAGGCUGAUAAUCUGAAUUGUGGGAGAAAAGAGGAUCUGGUUCUUAAUAAAACUGCAGGUGUAAUGAGUACAUCACUGCCUCAAAAUGAAAAUGUUAUGGGUUUGAAAGACCGGAGUGAGCAAAAAAAUAUGAGAAGUGAUACGAUGAUACCAAAGGAAUCGGAUAGUAGAUCUCUUGCCGGUAAUCUCGACCUAAAUGUUAACGAGAUGGAGACCAGUGCACUAAGUAAAGAACGGAUCCGAUUUUUGUCCUCAUGUAUAGAACCGUGGCCGUCAAGAGAAGGCAUUAAGUUUGCGCCUUAUCCUGAUGAAGGACCAUCAAAUUCCUAUGCAGAACCAAACUUAGAGGAGCUGAAACGACAAUUGAAUCUUGAUCAAGACCAGGGAGAGCUCUUGAGGAAACUUGAUGAGUUGAGAGAUCAGUUGAGACAAUCUUGUGAGGCCAAAGACAAAAUGAGAGAUAGGACUCCGUAUAAAAGGGCAAUGUCUUCCAGUCCUUACGGAAACUGCGCUAAUGAUACAUGCUUUACUGAUAACUCAGCAUCCCACAAUCCGGCGACUUGUCAAUAUCCUCCUUCCCUCAGUGGACAUUGUGUAGAUAUGCCAAGUUUUUAUCAGGCAAUGCAUCCUCAGAGCAGCAUUCCUGAAUACAGAGUGCCAUUUGGCUCACAACCAGUAGGAGUAGCUCCUUUUCACGGACAUGUUCAAUACCCACAAAGACCAUGUAACAAUUAUCCUUAUGGUCAGUUGAAUCCAGAUCAUGUUUUUCAUUAUCACCCUGAUGGUUUAUACAGCCAACCUGCCUGCUCUUGUUUUCAUUGUUGUAAUAGACACUGGUCCCUGCCUGCACGAGCUCCACCUGCCAUUUUCAGUGGUCAAAGGGCUCCAUGUAUUGUAAACAAUCAUGGUCUCUACCCUGUGGAAAAUUCUAUGAUGUUUGGCCGACAAAGUUUCAAUCACGGUGUGCCUGGUGCUUCUCUGCAUUCUCAUGCACCGUUUACAAACAAGAGGAUUGUAGUCACAAAGGAAGGGCGAUCUUGUCGUCCAAUCGCAGGUGCUGCUCCUUUUGUUAUAUGUUCUGGUUGUUCAAAAGUGUUGGAGUUACCGCCUAAAUUGUUGCUGAUCAAGAAGAAGUUUAAGCUUCGAUGUGGCUCAUGCUUUCAGAUAAUAUCAGUUGAAUAUGAUGGAAAAAGACUGACUACCACUGCUCCUGUCCAAGCAGUGCAUCCACUGCCAUCUGAUCCUAGUAGCAGUUCUACUAUUGAAAUGGUAGAUGGUUCGAACUUCCAUGAUCCUAUUAACCAAUAUGAUGAUGGGGAUUUCGAUAGCCCAAUCUAUGAUGUCCAUUACACAGAUCAGAAGCCGGUUUUGCCAUCCUUUUCAAACUCUAGUCCUGAUAUGCUAGACAAAAUGCAAGGUCUAUCGUUUUCUUCUGGCACAUCGGAAGAUGUGGGGAGCCCAACCAAUGUGAACUGUCAGAGAGAGCUUCCUGUAGAUGUUGAAGUCCCUUCACAGGUUGCUGGCCAGCCGCUUUCUGAGCAUUUUGGAUAUUUAUCUUCUGAUCAUGUAAGUAAUGGUUCUGGAGUAGGAAGCAAGAGUAGACGCUCCGAUCAAGAGAAUAUUGUGUCAGCAAAUGGUAAUGUCAAGCUGAACGCUACCAAAGUGUCAGUUGCUUCUGAGAUUGAUUUAUCAGUUGAUGACUAUCUAAACCCUGGCUCCUCUCAAGAUUCUUGGGACUUAGGUAGAGAAGAAGAUCAAACAAAAGUGGUUAAAGGUGGCGAGUCAUUCUUUACAGGUGUCAUAAAGAAAGGCAUCAAGGAACUUCGGUCUAACGUUGAUAAUGGCAGGUCCAAAGUUACAAUUAAUGGCCAUCUGCUUUCUGAUCGGUUAGUCAAGAAGGCUGAGAAGAAAGCUGGGCCAAUACAUCCAGGAGACUAUUGGUAUGACUACCGUGCUGGAUUUUGGGGUGUUAUGGGGCAUCCAUGCCUAGGGAUUAUUCCUCCUUUUAUUGAAGAAUUUAAUUAUCCUAUGCCUAAAAACUGCGCUGGUGGGAAUACCGGUGUUUUUGUAAAUGGGAGGGAGCUUCAUCAGAAGGAUUUGGAUUUGCUUGUUAACAGAGGAUUCCCACCCACUGAAGGCCAAUCUUAUAUGGUUGAGAUUUCUGGUAAAGUUUGGGAUGAAGCCACUGGUGAAGAACUUGAGAGUCUUGGCAAGCUCGCCCCAACAAUUGAGAGAUUGAAGCAUGGAUUCGGCAUGCGGGUUCUGACAGUCAUCACAUAAGUUACAAGCAUCAUCCAUUUAGAAAGCUUAUCUGAGGUAUUGCUUCCAGUCAGGAAAAAAAUUGACGACAUAUGUUGCUCUGCUCUGUUCUGUGUCUAUUUAGAAAUGCUAUUCAUAAAUUUUUCUCUACAUAAUAGAUUUAGGUCCGUCCUUAGGUUUCAAAUAUGUAACUAGCUGCUCCUUAUGUUCAAUGUAUCAGAAUGCUUUCAUCAUGUGACAUUGAGUUGUUUUGUUUGUUCAGUUGUCGAUAAUAUAAUGUCUUUGGUGUGUUGAUCUGCAUUGUUUUCUUUUGUUGUUUGAGCAAAUGUUACUACAUCCACAUCUUUCACGGGUACAAUUCGAAAGAAAAAUGAGACUGUAAAACCUUGUUUAUGAUGAUACAUCGAUAAAAAUGAGACUUUUAUUGUUUA